AUGGAGGCUAGGCGACCUCGGUGGCACGCCCCCAGAUCCGGCGAGGCCGCCUCUACAAACUUUCUGCUCCCGCUGGCCCUCCUCCUACUCGCUCUCCCCUGUCCGUUCCUCCCUGCUUCCGCCUCCUCCCCCGUCGCCCCCUCCGUGUCUCUCCGGUACCCGCCGUAUCCGCCGAGGAACCCGCUACCCAUCCCGCUGCCGCUUCUCGCCCUUGCCGCCACGCUCCUCUACCUCACCGCCUUCGCCGCCGCCGCGGCGAGCGCGCACGCAGGGUUCUUCGGUCGCCCCGUCCGGCUCCUCGCCUCGCUCCGCUCCGUGCCAGCCUCCCUCCUCCGCCUUGUCCUCACCGCCAUCCCGGCCUCCCCGCUCUCACUCCUUCCGCUCCUCCCGCUCCCCACUGCGCUCGGCGCCGCGCUGCCCGUCCUUGGCUUCAUCCUUUUAUCCCCGUUCUGGUCCCUCGCUGGCGCCGCUGCCAUGGUUGAAUCGGCCACAGGCCUCACGCCGCUCCGCCGGAGCUGCCGGCUCCUCUCUGGCUCCCGCCUCGUAGGCCUGUCCUUGUUCCUGGUCUUCGCCGCCGGGAUUGGGGUCACGCUCUGGGGCUUCGGCGGUGUGGCUGCCGAGACAUACGACGCUGGGGCUGGGUGGGCUGGGAUGGAGCCCGUGGUGGUCAAGGCGGUGGCUGGCACAGCGCUGCUGGCCGUGAUGAUGUUAUUGGUUCAAUUUGUGGAUUCUUAUGAUCCACCUAUCAAGGGGUUGCAUGAAGAUCUUAAUUUUGUGAGCCCAAGAAUUGGAGAGGUCCUGGAAGCUGUUGGCCCAAUUAUCUUUCUUUCAACUGAUACAAAUAAGUUAAGGAACGAAGGGAUUGCUGAGGGUUCCAUCGACGACACAGUAGUUGUGGCAAGUGAGCAAGAUUCUGAGAUCGUGGUUGGAAAGGAGCAAGCUCGAGCUAAAGUAACACAAAGCAUUGUCUUUGUAACUGGCGAAGCUUCUCCUUAUGCAAAGUCUGGGGGUCUAGGAGAUGUUUGUGGUUCAUUGGCAGUUGUUCUUGCUGCUCGUGGUCACCGUGUGAUGGUUGUAAUGCCCAGAUAUUUAAAUGGUACCUCUGAUAAGAAUUACGCAAAUGCAUUUUACACAGAAAAGCACAUUCGGAUUCCAUGCUUUGGUGGUGAACAUGAAGUUACCUUUUUCCAUGAGUACAUAGAUUCAGUUGACUGGGUAGGUAUCCAAUCACCUUAUUGUUUCUGA
This is a messenger RNA of Miscanthus lutarioriparius, 1245 nucleotides long. The record is from the annotation of a GenBank genome assembly. NCBI's taxonomy places the organism in Eukaryota, Viridiplantae, Streptophyta, Magnoliopsida, Poales, Poaceae.